AUGGCACCAAUACAAGAAAUUCGAGGAACCAUAUUAUUAUUUAUUUUAUCGAGUGAAACUUGUAUUGAUAAAAAUACAUCGAAAGAAAAAUGCUACGGUGGAUUUUUAAAUGCUGGUGAUACAUAUCAAGGUACUUAUUGGUUCACAAAAUAUAAGUGGGAAAUUGUUGCAAGAGGCCUGAAUAUUUUAAAACCCGAUGCAAUGUGUCUUGGAAAUCAUGAAUUUGACAAAGGUCCAGAGGGACUUAUUCCAUUUCUUAAAAAUGCUUCAUACCCUGUGCUUGCAGCAAACUUGGAUUUAACAGAAGAACCUGAAUUAUCUGCAACAGGAAUAAAAAAUAGUACAAUCCUGAAAGUGAAUGGUUAUAAAAUUGGCAUCAUUGGUUAUCUAACAAACGAAACAAAAAUAACUUCUUUUUCUAGAAAUGUCAAGUUUCUUGAUGAAGUUAUAGUGAUUCAAGAAGAAGCUAAUAAACUUAAAGCUGAUGGUAUAGAUAUCCUGAUAGCGAUGGGUCACUCUGGCUAUGAAAUGGACAAAAUAAUUGCUGAACAAGUUGAUGGUAUUGAUCUUGUAAUAGGUGGCCACUCACAUACUUUUUUGUACAGUGGAAAUCAUUCGAAUUAUGAUACACCUGAAGGACCUUAUCCAACUGAAAUCAAACAAAAAAGUGGUAAAAUUGUUUAUGUCAUCCAGGCUUCAGCAUACACCAAGUACAUGGGACAUGUUGUCGUUAAUUAUGAUGAGAAAGAAAAAAAAGUAAUAAAUAUUACUGGAAGUCCAAUUUUAGUUGAUGAUAGCAUUGAAAAUGAUAAAGAUGCUGUAGCUGAGUUUGAAGAAUUUCGAUUGGCAUUGAUGGAUGUAGAAGCAAAAGUUGUUGGUACUAGUCUAGUUUUACUUGAUGGUGAUUCUAAAAAAUGUAGAGUUGAAGAAUGUAAUUUUGGAAAUCUUUUAACCGAUGCUAUGAUUUAUUAUACAUAUAGACAUGUUAAUUUAACUGGAAAAUGGAAACAACCUUCAGUUGCUUUUGUAGGAGCUGGCAAUAUUCGUGGUUCAAUUGAUCAGCAUUCAAGUUACAAGAUAACAAUGGGUGAAAUUUUAUCAGUUUUGGUAUUUGAUGACCCAGCUAUACUUAUUGAUAUUCCUGGAAAAAUACUUUUUGACGUACUUGAAUGGAGUGUAAAUAAGGGUAACCAAUCUAGUGGUGCAUUUCUACAGUUAUCAGGCAUAAAGGUUACAUAUAAUUUAGAAAAUCCUUUUGGUUCAAGGGUUGUUUCAGCACAAAUUCGUUGUUCUCAAUGUCGAGUUCCUCAUUUUGAAGAUAUUGAUCAUAAUAAAAAUUAUACAGCGAUUACUACUGCAUAUUUUGGUGCUGGUGGUGACGGCUACACGAUGUUUCAGAACUUAGAAUCGAUGUCAUUGAAUAUAAUAAAUGCUGAAAUUCUUAGUCAAUUUAUACAAAUACACAGCCCUGUAUAUCCAGGUAUUGAAUCAAGAAUCACGUUUAUUUCGACUCAGAAAUCAAUUUCAUCCUUGGCUUCGACAAUUAAUAAUAUUGACUCAAAACGAUUUGUGUUCAAUAUUGUCAUAAUUACAAUAUUUUUUAUACGUUUCAUUUUUUAAAAAAAAAAAC
Molecule: messenger RNA, 1630 nt
Organism: Aphidius gifuensis
Lineage: Eukaryota; Metazoa; Arthropoda; Insecta; Hymenoptera; Braconidae
Product: protein 5NUC-like
Exons: 6
Coding region: 1-1620 (539 amino acids)
Biological process (GO): AMP catabolic process
Cellular component (GO): plasma membrane
Molecular function (GO): nucleotide binding; 5'-nucleotidase activity; metal ion binding
Source: RefSeq, a predicted model, not a curated record